Symbiodinium natans is the source of this 477-nucleotide messenger RNA. The record is from the annotation of a GenBank genome assembly. NCBI's taxonomy places the organism in Eukaryota, Dinophyceae, Suessiales, Symbiodiniaceae.
AUGCAGCGCAAAGAGAAGCGAGGAGUGUCUCUGCUGCUGCUGCUGCUGCUGGUUGCCGGCUGCAUUGUUGUCCGGCAGCUGGCGGGCCGAUGUGGGCAACCAGCGUUUGUGCCACCUGCAGAGCAGCCCCAAAUCAGGACGCCGGGUGUGCAUUCACCGAAUCUGCCACAGUCUGCGGUUGCACUCGCUGGCCUUGCUCCACUAAUGCUGGCACCGGAAGCUAGCGUGGCGCAAGGCUGGGAAUCCGCCGCGGUCAUGUUGCCGCUCGAGUUGAUCAACACAGGCUUGAACCUCUUCAAGACUGCUCUUGGCAUCUAUGCUCUCAUGAGCUGGCUCUAUGCCUUUGGCAUCAUUGACAUGCGAAACGACAUCGUCAUGAAGGUGCAGGGGGCACUGUCCUCUGUCAUCGAUCCGGUGCUGAAUCCACUUCGGAGCGUGAUCCCUCCGCCUCUCGGCCCGAAAGGCUUAGCGGCUUAG